Messenger RNA from Ylistrum balloti, 1383 nucleotides. Its product is annotated as phosphoglucosamine mutase-like. Gene Ontology annotation, cellular component: cytosol. Lineage: Eukaryota; Metazoa; Mollusca; Bivalvia; Pectinida; Pectinidae. The coding region runs from base 1 to 1383 and encodes 460 amino acids. Gene Ontology annotation, biological process: carbohydrate metabolic process; UDP-N-acetylglucosamine biosynthetic process; peptidoglycan biosynthetic process. The transcript has a single exon. Gene Ontology annotation, molecular function: phosphoglucosamine mutase activity; phosphomannomutase activity; magnesium ion binding. The record is from RefSeq and is a predicted model, not a curated record.
AUGACCAAUUUGACAAUACAUAGUUCUGAGCGGACAUUAUUUGGCACUGAUGGUAUUCGUGGUAUUGCAAAUACUUGGCCGAUGGAUAGCCAAGCAGCUCUAAUGGCAGGUAAAGCUAUCGCGGCCUGGUUUAAACAAGAUCAAAGACGACAUAAAAUUGUUAUAGGAAAAGAUACACGUUUAAGCGGUUAUAUGAUUGAGACAGCUCUUGCAUCCGGACUGGUUGCUAUGGGCGUUGAUGUUUACCUUGUUGGGCCAUUACCAACACCUGGUAUUGCUUUUAUUACCUCAGGUAUGCGUGCAGAUGCUGGCGUUAUGAUUAGCGCCAGCCAUAAUAGCUACGAGUACAAUGGUGUUAAAAUUUUUGAUCGUUCAGGUUUUAAACUAGAUGAUGCCGCUGAGUACCAAAUAGAGCAGUACAUGAAACAAGCGGAUUCUUUAGAAAAAUAUUUAGCUUGCCCUCAAAAACUAGGCAAAGCCUAUCGCAUUGAUGAUGCAGUUGGUCGCUAUGUUGUUUACCUAAAAAGCUCUUUUCCGAGAGCUUUAACACUAGAUGGUCUAAGGAUUGUCGUUGAUUGUGCAAACGGAGCUACGUAUAAAGUUGCUCCAGAGGUCUUCAGCGAACUAGGAGCAGAUGUUCAUCCUGUAGGUGUUUCUCCAAAUGGAAUGAAUAUUAAUCUUGGUGUUGGGUCAACAGAUACUGCUUUAGCGCAAAGGCGUGUCCAAGAAAUUGGUGCCGAUUUAGGGAUUGCAUUAGAUGGAGAUGGCGAUCGCUUAAUUUUAAUUGAUGAAAAUGGCAAAAUUGUUGAUGGAGAUGCUGUUCUUGCCUUUGUUGGUCGACAUUUAUUAGAACACGGAAAGCUUACUAACAACACGGUUGUUGCAACAGUUACAAGCAAUUUAGGCUUAGAUUUUGCAAUUCAGUCUAGCGGUGGUACUGUUGAGCGUACAGAUGUUGGUGAUCGCUAUGUUGCCCAACGUAUGCGUGAAGUUGGUAGUAAUUUUGGUGGUGAAUCUAGUGGCCAUCUUAUUUUUAUGGAUGAAAGCACUACUGGCGAUGGUACAUUAGCAGCGUUACAAAUUUUACAAGUAAUGCAAGAAUCUGGAAAACCAUUGUCUACGUUAGCGUCUUUGAUGGAACCGAUACCUCAAAUUACAAAGAAUUUAUCUAUAAUACGUAAGAUUCCUUUUAGCGAAAUGCCAGAAAUUUCAAAUCUAACCAAAAAAAUUGAACAGAAAUUAAAAGGACGAGGACGGGUACUUUUACGUUAUUCAGGUACAGAGGACCUUAUACGUAUCUUACUUGAGGGAGAAGAUAAAACACAACUUCAGGUCUAUGCAGAUGAACUUACCGAUAUACUACAACGUAUGCUUGGAGAAUAA